Messenger RNA from Felis catus (domestic cat), 2253 nucleotides. RefSeq names its product cytochrome P450 family 26 subfamily C member 1 (gene CYP26C1). Gene Ontology annotation, molecular function: monooxygenase activity; heme binding; oxidoreductase activity, acting on paired donors, with incorporation or reduction of molecular oxygen. The coding region runs from base 1 to 1569 and encodes 522 amino acids. Gene Ontology annotation, biological process: sterol metabolic process. The record is from RefSeq and is a predicted model, not a curated record. Lineage: Eukaryota; Metazoa; Chordata; Mammalia; Carnivora; Felidae. The transcript has 6 exons.
AUGUUCCCCUGGGGGCUGAGCUGCCUGUCAGUGCUGGGGGCAGCGGGCACCGCUGUCCUGUGCGCCGGCCUGCUGCUCAGCCUGGCCCAACACCUCUGGACGCUCCGCUGGACGCUGAGCCGGGACCGGGCCUCCGCCCUGCCCCUGCCCAAGGGUUCCAUGGGCUGGCCCUUCUUCGGCGAAACGCUGCACUGGUUAGUUCAGGGCUCUCGCUUCCACAGCUCCCGCCGGGAGCGCUACGGGACGGUGUUCAAGACGCACCUGCUAGGCAGGCCGGUGAUCCGCGUGAGCGGCGCCGAGAACGUGCGCACAAUCCUGCUGGGCGAGCACCGCCUGGUGCGCAGCCAGUGGCCGCAGAGCGCGCACAUCCUACUGGGCUCGCACACCCUGAUCGGCUCAGUCGGUGAGCCGCAUCGGCAGCGGCGCAAGGUCCUGGCUCGAGCGUUUAGCCGUGCGGCGCUGCAGCGGUUCGUGCCCCGCCUGCAGGGGGUGCUACGGCGCGAGGUGCGCUCCUGGUGCGCGGCCCGCCGGCCGGUUGCUGUCUACCAGGCCUCCAAGGCUCUUACCUUUCGCAUGGCUGCGCGCAUCUUACUGGGGCUACGGCUGGACGAAGCGCAGUGCGCGGAGCUGGCCCGGACCUUUGAGCAGUUUGUAGAGAACCUCUUCUCGCUGCCCCUGGACGUACCCUUCAGCGGCCUGCGCAAGGGCAUCCGGGCACGAGACCAGUUACAUCGGUACCUGGAGGAGGCCAUCGCAGAGAAGCUUCAUGAAGACAAGGCUGCCGAGCUGAGUGACGCCCUCGACAUGAUUAUCCACAGCACUAGGGAGCUGGGCCAUGAGCUCUCAGUGCAGGAGCUGAAGGAGACGGCUGUGGAGCUCCUCUUCGCCGCCUUCCUCACCACGGCCAGUGCCAGCACGUCCCUCGUCCUGCUGCUACUGCAGCACCCGGCGGCCGUCGCCAAGAUCCGGCAGGAGCUGGCGGCGCAGGGGCUGGGGCGCGCUUGCGGCUGCGCGCCGGGGGCCGCGGGGGGCGGCGCGGGGCCCCGGCCCGACUGCGGCUGCGAGCCUGACCUCAGCCUGGCGGCGCUGGGCCGUCUGCGCUACAUCGACUGCGUGGUCAAGGAGGUGCUGCGCCUCCUGCCGCCCGUGUCCGGGGGCUACCGCACUGCGCUGCGCACCUUCGAGCUCGACGGCUACCAGAUUCCCAAGGGCUGGAGCGUGAUGUAUAGCAUCCGGGACACGCACGAGACGGCCGCAGUGUACGGCAGUCCUCCUGAGGGCUUCGACCCCGAGCGCUUCGGCGCGGCGGGCGAGGAGUCGCGGGGCGCCUGCGGCCGCUUCCAUUACAUCCCCUUCGGCGGCGGAGCGCGCAGCUGUCUCGGCCAGGAGCUGGCACAGGCCGUGCUCCAGCUGCUGGCGGUGGAGCUGGUGCGCACGGCGCGCUGGGAACUGGCCACGCCUGCCUUCCCCGCCAUGCAGACCGUGCCCAUCGUGCACCCGGUGGACGGGCUGCGGCUCUUUUUCCACCCGCUCGCGCCUUCGGCGGCGCGAGAUGGGCUACGCCUCUGACCCUCUGCGCUUCGGAACAAGGCUUGGCCAGCGGCAGCGGCGCGCUCUCAGCGCCGCCCAUCUGCGGCUUCUUAGGUUUCUUAGUGCCGGGCAGGGCGCUCGCUCACUCGCUCAACAAACGGUCACUGAAUGCAGCUCUGUGCCAGACUUCGAGGGCGGCGGAGCGCGAGCCCCCGCCACUGCGCCCACGGAGCCCGGGAGAAGCCCCCAGGCCGGUAGGAAGGUGCUUCCUGGGCUCUGAGCCCUGAGGAAGGAAAGGUCCUGAGCCCAGGCUCUUAAACCUUUACUAGGUUUGCUAACAGGGAUGGAGGGAACAGAUCUUCACUAGGAGCUGCGGGUCCUCGCCUCCCUGUGCCAAGCCCAGGAGGUUGCAUGGAUCUUGGGGCCGCGGGGACAAUUGCCAGGGGAGGGUUGGACCGUGCCAGAGACCCAGCGAACGCAGCUGGGACCUGCAACCCUUGGGAGGAAGCGCAUCUCCGGUCUGGCUUUGGGCUACAGUUAAGACAUACCGAGAAGGCGCCCAACGGAAGGCCCUCAGGGAGCGGGCCUCGGCUUGGGACGCGCGGCCACUCUGCUGGUCUCAGUCUCAGCAGAAACAUGACUGUGGGCUCUCCCAGGGCUCUGAACAGCUCAAUAUCAUUGGAUUCUGCUGGUGACUUCUUAAAAGAAAAAUUCCUACUUCGA